AUGCGCCGACUUGAAGUUUUCUUCCUUCCCUGAGCGCAGAGUCUGGAGCAGAGAGAAGAGACAAGAGGAGAGAGACAAGAGCCCCGAGUCCUCAGCAACUGCCCCAGGAUUUAACCCCCAAUUGCACCGACUCAGCGCCUGGACCUCUUUGCGCUCACAUUGCGCCCACUUGUCUCCACUUGGAUUGAGAUUAAGGAGAAUCACUUGUGCAGGAAUCAAUCGCUGUAUCCGGGGCUCCCCUUGGACUCGGCUGCUGUUGCCUCACUUUGCGCCACUUUGCGCCUCUGGUUGUUACAUCGUUUUGUCUGGAGCCAAAUGCUCAGGGAACUGGGAAUGUGUCUCAGUCUAUACUAAGCCCAAGAGCUGGCACUCUGCUCCCAGGAGGGAAUAUUGGGGUUCAACUUCACUAUCAGCCCCCCACCCUCAAGCUCUGCCCCAGGAUCAGCUUUUGGGGAAGGAACCUGCGCCCCAACUUUGCAAUUCCCCCAAUAAACUCUUCCUACCCCUGGAUUUACUUCCCUGGAGCCCCCAGCUCUUUUCUGGAUUAACCUUGACCCCCUUAUUAUUUGGAUUAUAAAUUAAAUCUGACCUGUGGGACAAUGAUCAAGGAUCUGAGGACGUUGCAGUUGAGAGGAGAAGGCUGUGGGCUCAUGGGCAGUGCGAUGGUCUCUCAGCACUUUGUGGCUCUGCUCAUCUCCCUCUAUUGUCUGACCCAGUCUGUGGUGGAGAGCAGCUCCUGGUGGUCGUUAGCCAUGAACCCGGUGCAGAUGCCUGAGGUCUAUAUCAUCGGGGCUCAGCCGCUGUGCAGCCAACUGUCUGGGCUAUCGCAGGGUCAGAAGAAGCUCUGCCAACUGUACCAGGACCACAUGCAGUUUAUUGGAGACGGAGCCAAGACCGGGAUCAAGGAGUGUCAGUACCAAUUCAGGCACCGGAGGUGGAACUGCAGCACCGUGGAUAACACCUCUGUGUUUGGGAGAGUCAUGCAGAUAGGUAGCAGGGAGACCGCCUUUACUUACGCCAUCAGCGCUGCAGGAGUAGUGAACGCAGUGAGUCGCGCCUGCCGAGAGGGGGAGCUCUCUACUUGUGGCUGCAGCAGAGCCGCCCGACCCAAGGACCUGCCCCGGGACUGGCUAUGGGGCGGCUGUGGGGACAACCUGGAUUAUGGCUACAGGUUUGCCAAGGAGUUUGUCGAUGCCCGGGAAAGGGAGAAGAUUUACCAGAAAGGAUCAUAUGAGAGUUCAAGGAUUAUGAUGAAUCUCCACAAUAAUGAGGCCGGAAGGAGGGCUGUAAGUACCUUGGCUGAUGUCGCCUGCAAGUGCCAUGGAGUCUCCGGUUCCUGUAGCCUUAAAACCUGUUGGCUCCAGCUGGCGGACUUCCGCAAGGUAGGGGAUCUCUUAAAGGAGAAAUACGACAGUGCGGCGGCCAUGAAGCUGAACACCAGAGGGAAAUUAGUGCAAGUCAACAACAAGUUUAACUCGCCCACCAUGAACGAUCUGGUUUACAUCGACCCCAGCCCGGAUUACUGUGUGCACAAUGAAAGUACCGGAUCCUUGGGGACCCAGGGCAGGCUAUGCAAUAAAACGUCCGAGGGGAUGGACGGAUGUGAGCUCAUGUGCUGUGGAAGGGGCUACGACCAGUUCAAAACGGUACAGACUGAGAGGUGUCACUGCAAAUUCCACUGGUGCUGCUACGUCAAAUGCAAAAAAUGCACCGAAGUCGUCGACCAGUUUGCAUGCAAGUAGAACUCCAAGCACAGACCUUAGGACCUUUAUCAAAUAUCAGCUUUUUUUUUUAUUUAUAGACGUCACACGGGAGUUGCAGAAAGAAAGGCUUCUGGGUCCACUUCUCCUCGGUAUCAAACAACCAGCCUGGAAUACAAAGAAACAAAAGGGAAAAAAAAAUAAAAUUAAACUGAGGAUAUUUAUUUACAGAGAUAAAGACUUUAAUGCUGUAUCAUUGGAGAGACUUGGGCAAAUUGCAUGGGAUCGAGGCCAUAGUGUGUAAAGACAAAACUGGAGACUGGAGUUAUCCACGAGGUCAUCUGGACUUUUGGUGUUCUCUUCGCAGUGAUCUAAAAAGCAUGUUGGUUCCAUUCUGUCUAUAAAUCAUGACACAGAGCUUUCUUUUUUCUGGUUAUAUAGUGACAUCAUCCUAAAAGCUUAUACCCUGUGAAAAAAGAUACCCCCCCCCAUUACAACAUUCUAAUGGUAAGGAAUAUAGUGCGUAUAAUGUCUUAGAGGUCCUCUAGAAAACAUCUCUGAUGAUUGAGAAAGAACGUGUCUCUGGCGAAAGGCAUUUAUGGUAAUCGGAGCUUAUUUAGUCAUGUCGGACCAUUCUCGGUUCCUCCCUGACGUUUAAAGCAGUAUCUCAGUCUGUGUUCCCAUGGGAUUUAUGAAAGAUAAAACGUAGCUCCCCGCUUGACAUAAAAAGUCAUUAUUUUGCAUAUUAACACUUGAGGAGGCUCAUAGACCAUUAAUGCAAGUUGGGGGGCCCUCUGAUACCAAGGAUUUUAGAUUAAAAUUCUGUAAUUUAUUUUUAAGACACUUAAAGACUAUCAAUACAAGUUGGGGGCUCCCCUGAUCCCAAGACUUAUCGAUUAAGUUUCUAUCAUUCAUUUUCCAGGUGCUUCUGGACCAUCAGUACAAACUAGGGGCUCCCCUAAUCCUAAUAAUGUUCAGAUUGAAAUUCAUGUUUGGGUUGGCUCAUAGACCAUCAGUACAAGUUGGGGCUCCUUGAUCCCAAGAGUUAUCGAUUAAGAUACUAACAUUCUUUUUUCGGGGUGCUUCUGGUCCAUCAAUACAAACUAGGGGCUCCCCUGAUCCUAAUAAUGUUCAGAUUGAAAUUCAUGUUUGGGUUGGCUCAUAGACCAUCAGUACAAGUUGGGGGCUCCCCUGAUCCUGAGGAUUAUAGACUGAUUAUUAUUGUCAUUUAUAUUUGGAGGUGGCCUAUAGACCAUCAGUACAAUUCUGGGUUUCCACUGAUUACAAGAAUUAUCUAUUGAGAUUCUGUAAUUAAUUUUUGUGGAGCCCCUGAACCAUCAAUACAAACUGGGGACUUCCAAUCCUAAUGAUUUUCAAAUUGAAAUUCUGUAAGAUAUGUUUGGGGUUCAAUACAAAUUGGGGGGUUCCCCUGAUCCAGAGGAUUGUAGAGGGGGAGCUCCUGGACCAUCAAUACAAAUUGGGGGUUCCCCUGAUCCAGAGGAUUGUAGAUUGAUAUUUUGUAAUUAAUAUUUAGGGUGGUUUAUAGACCAUCAGUUCAAGUUAGGGGUUCCCCUGAUCCCUGGAAUUACCUAUUGAGAUUCCUCUCUGAGGCUUCCUCUGAUUACAAGAAUUAUCAACUGAGAGUCUUUAAUAAAUUUUUGGGGAGCCCCUGGACUAUCAAUACAAACUGGGGGCACCCCUAAUCCUAAUGAUUUUCAGAUUGAAAAAACAUAUGUAAUUAAUGUUUGUGGGUGGUUCAUAGACCAUCAGUACAAAUUGGGGGCCCCCCUGAUCCCAAGAAUUACAGAUUGAGGUUCUAUAAUUCAUUUUUGAGGAGCCCCUGGAUUAUCAAAACAAACUGGGGGCUCCCUUAAUCCUAAUGAUUUUCAGAUUGAAAUUCUCUAAUUAAAGUUUGGGGGUGGUUCAUAGACCAUCAAUACAAGUUGGGGGCUCCCCUGAACCCAAGGAUAAUAUAUUAUAUUAUUAUAAUAUAUAUAUAUUAUAAAUUCUGUAAUUAAUUUUGGGGAGCCCAUGGAUCAUCAUUAAUACAAAGUGGGGCUCCCAAGGAUUACAGAUUGAAAUUCUAUCAUUUCUUUAUGAGUAAAAUACAUUUUGCUUCCCAAAAAUUCACAAAUUUGCAAAUUUUCAAGCAAAAUCAAAACAGGACAUUUAUCUAAUACACAUUUAUUUGAAUAUUCUAAAGCCAUUUGAACAAUACAGAGUGCAAAAAAAAAAAAAUCACAUAUUCUGCACAUUAUUCGAAACGCCUAAAAUACGAAGAGGUUACAAUUUCUUGGAAAUCGUGGUCUGCUGUUUUCUAUUUCAAAGCUUUUUCUUUUUUAUUUGUGACAAUAUGUAUAUAAAUAUAUAUAUAAAUAUAUUCUUUAAUACUGCCAGUAAUUAAAAAUGUAUUUAUUUACACAUUUAAUUAGGGGAUUUUUCUUUUCACAUAUAGACAUUUUUAGGAUUUUUAUUUUAAAAAAUCCUUCGACAUUUUAUGGAAACUUUUUUUUUUUUUUAGGAUUUCUUAUCAUUUGGUGUCAGGUUUUCUUGGGGUUAUUAUAAAUAAUUUAAAGCACAUAGUCAUGGUUCAUUGGGCAGUAGAAUGGAUCAAGCUACUCAGUGGGUUUCACACUAUAAUGCACUUGAAACAAUUCUUUUCAUCCCUGUUUCCAUUCAAAAAAGGGCAUUAUUUAAAAAAACAAAAACAAAAACAAAAAAAGUCCAAACUGAAUUCCCCAAAAAUGACCCUUAAUAAAAGGAAAAAUAUUGAAUAUCUCAACUUUAUGAAGAAUAUUCAUGACACAGCCGCACGUGCCUUCAUGCCACAGCAAAUAUUUAUAUUUUUAUUAGGAUUUUUUUUUUUUUUUUUUUUUUUAUAAAAAGAGAUUUAAUUUUUACCGAUCCAGACUAUACAUUGGAAUUAUUUAAUGUAAAAUAUUUUACUUGUCAUCAAGAAAUGUAAAUCUAUGUUCUUCUCUUUGUAUCUUGUACAUGUAAUGUACAUAUUGUGUCGCCCUAUUUGAUUUGUAUAUUUUUACUGGCUUUAAAAAAAUGCCACCGAGAGGUACAUGGCUCCCGCCAUCCUUGAAAGAUAGACUAUGAAAUAAUAAUAAAAAAAAAAUAUUAAAUUGGAAAA
Molecule: messenger RNA, 4839 nt
Organism: Xenopus laevis (African clawed frog)
Lineage: Eukaryota; Metazoa; Chordata; Amphibia; Anura; Pipidae
Product: protein Wnt-5a-like
Exons: 5
Coding region: 600-1742 (380 amino acids)
Source: RefSeq, a predicted model, not a curated record